Messenger RNA from Penicillium atrosanguineum, 318 nucleotides. RefSeq names its product PQ loop repeat protein. The transcript has 2 exons. NCBI's taxonomy places the organism in Eukaryota, Fungi, Ascomycota, Eurotiomycetes, Eurotiales, Aspergillaceae. The record is from RefSeq and is a predicted model, not a curated record. The coding region runs from base 1 to 318 and encodes 105 amino acids.
AUGUAUUGUGCUAAACUUCGCCAGCUUGGAAGAAAGUUUUACCCUGAAAUGUACAGGUCUACACUGGGCCUUACACGCACGCUCCUGCAGGGGAGCAACAUCAUUCUCAACUUCCCUGAAGAGUGGUUAAUCGAGGCUGAAAAUGUCGCUCACCUGUACAUAGUUGGAGUUCUAGACCCAACUGAAAUCAGAGCGAAUUUCCGCAUGCGGCGAACCAAUGCACAAUUCUUCGAGAAUUCCGAUCGAACAAUAAAAGAUGGGGGACCCCUGCCCAACCCAAACAGAGACCGAACAGAGACCGAACAGACUUCCUUCUGA